Molecule: messenger RNA, 585 nt
Organism: Zasmidium cellare ATCC 36951
Lineage: Eukaryota; Fungi; Ascomycota; Dothideomycetes; Mycosphaerellales; Mycosphaerellaceae
Exons: 2
Coding region: 1-585 (194 amino acids)
Source: RefSeq, a predicted model, not a curated record
AUGACGGACUGGCUGGAGCAAUACUCCGCCGCUUUGGACGUGCGGGAUGCGCGGGAGAAGGCGCAUAAACCGUAUAUCGAUGCCUAUACGAAACUAGCCGACCGAACUGCAUCCCUCGCAACACCAGCACCAGCAGGACCAACCAGCGCCUCCCCAAAGCCCGCCUCACCCAAGCCAACCACCUCAACACCCUCCACAACAACAACAGACCUCACAACCCUCCGUGCCGACCUCGCCAGCACCCAACGCGCCCGCACCCACCUCCAAACCCAACUCACCACCCUCCAAACCACGCACACCGCCCUCCAAAAAACCCACACCAGCACCCUCAGCACCCUCUCCACCCUCCAAAAAAACAUCACCCUCCUCGAGCGACGCCUCAAAGACAAGGAAUCGGAGAUUAAAGGCAAAGCGAGUCUGGUGGAGAAUGCGCAGGACGAGAUGGUCGCGCUGCAGUUGCAGUUGAAUAUGGCGGAGCAGAAGCGCGAGGAGGUGGGGCGGGAGAAUGAGAUGUUGGUGGAGAGGUGGAUGCGGAAGGUGGGGGAGGAGGCGGAGAGGGUGAAUCGGGAUUCGAGGUGGGAGUAG